AUCGUAAUAACCAAGAAAAAUUAACAAACACAACUAGAAUUCAUGAUGAUCCUGCUCUGCGUCAUUACCAUUUUGGUCAUGGUUUAGGGCACCCUUUGAGGGCUUCUGUGGCCCGUGCGACCGAACGUCAGGCCUUUUCCGCAGUGGUUAUCGCCGUGUCCAGCCGGAGCACCAUCUCUUCAAUUAACCCCAAUGUUGAACUUGAGGACCCCCGUCGCGAGUUUUCGCAAGGCUAUAUGCAGCACAGCAAGACGUAGCUUGUUUCCUCGAAAUCGGGACCUGCUCACUUUUGCUAUUGAAACUUCUUGCGAUGACACUUCAGUCGCAAUUGUUGAAAAGAAUGAAACCACAAAUGCCGCUAAGAUCCAUUUCCUUGAGAACGUAACGGCCGAUUCAAACGAGUACCGAGGUGUCCAUCCCAUUGCAUCACUCGAGUCACACCAAGAAAACCUCGCGAAACUGGUUGAUAAGGCGCUGAGGCAUUUGCCCGUCGCUUCGGACAAUGUUGAAGGACACCGAUCGAUAACGCUCGCGGAUGGCUCCCAGCCGCGCUACAAACCGGACUUUGUGUCCGCUACUCGAGGGCCGGGGAUGCGAGCGAAUCUCUUCGUCGGCUUAGAUACAGGGAAAGCGUUGUCAGUUGCGUGGCAAAUCCCUUUCAUGGGUGUUCAUCAUAUGCAAGCUCAUUUGUUGACACCCCGGCUUGUAUCGUCUCUCAGUCAGAAUCAAGGGACCAGUGGUCACACCUCACCGUCACCGCCUGUUACACCAGAGUUUCCCUUUCUGUCUAUCCUUGUCUCGGGCGGCCAUUCGAUUCUUGUGAAAUCAUCAACCCUUACGGACCACAAGAUCAUGGCCUCCACCGCGGACAUAGCAAUUGGCGAGUCGCUUGACAAAUCGGCCAGGGAAAUUCUUCCUGAUUCCUUACUGCAGAGUGCGAAGAAUACCAUGUACGGCAAAAUGCUAGAGGAAUUUGCUUUCCCAAAUGGUAGCACCGAUUAUGCUGAUUAUCGCCCUCCGAUGAACCGUGGCGAGGAACUCGUCAAGCGGGAGACCCCAUGGGGCUGGUCCCUGACGACCCCGUUUGCUAAUACUCGCAACCUGCAAUUCAGUUUUUCAUCUAUUGCCAGUGCGGUCAAGAAGAUCAUCACACAAAAAGAGAACUCCGGACAGAGCUUUUCCCAUGAAGAACGAGUUGAUAUGGCCCGCGAAUCCAUGCGGGUCUGUUUCGAGCAUCUCGCCUCUCGGACGAUCAUCGCUCUUGAGACACUUCGUCAACAGAAGCCUGACGAUGAGGUAAAGACCCUCGUGGUCAGCGGUGGUGUCGCGGCCAAUCGUUUCCUCAUGACUGUUUUGCGCUCAUUCCUCGAUGUCCGCGGUUUCAAUCAUGUCGACAUUUUCGCACCCCCUCCGUACCUGUGCACCGACAAUGCUGCGAUGAUUGGAUGGGCUGGCCUUGAGAUGUUUGAGGCGGGCUGGCGCACAGAUCUCAGUUGCCGCGCUCUCAGGAAGUGGAGCCUUGAUCCGCAAGCCGAUGAUGGCGGCGUUCUGGGCCCCAGCGGAUGGCAGAAAGCCUAGGCCUAUCUUCGAUGACGGUUAUUCAUUGUCUUCACUGUACACUAGUAAUACCCUUGUACACCACUCAUCCUUUUACUUCUAGUUGAUGUAUAUAUACUCUCAAUUUAAAGAUAUA
Aspergillus caelatus is the source of this 1693-nucleotide messenger RNA. Its product is annotated as glycoprotease family-domain-containing protein. Lineage: Eukaryota; Fungi; Ascomycota; Eurotiomycetes; Eurotiales; Aspergillaceae. The transcript is spliced from 2 exons. Gene Ontology annotation, cellular component: mitochondrion. The record is from RefSeq and is a predicted model, not a curated record. Bases 193 to 1578 code for a protein of 461 amino acids. Gene Ontology annotation, biological process: mitochondrial tRNA threonylcarbamoyladenosine modification.